This is a messenger RNA of Galeopterus variegatus (Sunda flying lemur), 2938 nucleotides long. RefSeq names its product ZFP82 zinc finger protein (gene ZFP82). The coding region runs from base 148 to 1746 and encodes 532 amino acids. The record is from RefSeq and is a predicted model, not a curated record. Gene Ontology annotation, biological process: negative regulation of transcription by RNA polymerase II. Lineage: Eukaryota; Metazoa; Chordata; Mammalia; Dermoptera; Cynocephalidae. The transcript is spliced from 4 exons. Gene Ontology annotation, molecular function: DNA-binding transcription repressor activity, RNA polymerase II-specific.
GGGAAGAAGGUCAUAUUAAGUCAUUUGGGGAGUUCUGAGACAUAUCUGAUCUCACGGUCUUAUUUUCCUCUCCCUAGCUCUAGCCUCUGUGCUUCUCCUGUCAAAUCAGCGCCAAGGAAGACUGACCAGUUCUUGAAUUUCUAAACCAUGGACUAUGGAUCAAUGAUGUUCAAUGAUGUAUCCAUAGUCUUCUCUCAGGAAGAAUGGGAAUACCUGGACUUGGAACAGAGGCACUUGUACAGAGAUGUGAUGUUGGAGAACUACAGCAACUUGGUCUCCCUGGCGGGAUGCUUCAUUUCUAAACCAGAUGUGAUUUCCUUAUUGGAGCAAGGAAAAGAGCCCUGGAAAGUUAUGAGGAAAGGACGAAGACAAUAUUCAGAUUUGGAUACUAGGUAUGAGACCAAGAAGUUAUCUUCAGGAAAUGACAUUUAUGAAAUAAAUUUAUCCCAGUGGAAAAUAAUGGAAAGAAUUAAAAACCAUGGCCUUAAGGGCCUCAUUUUAAAAAAUGAUUGGGAACCCAAAAGACAAUUUGAAGAAGAGGGACCUCAAGAGGGAUAUUUCAGUCAAGUAAAAAUUGCAUCUGAAAAAGUGUCCUCUUACCAGAAAUGCACGUCUGUUACUCCACACCAGAGAAAUCGUUUUGUUGAGAAACCCUAUGAAUGUAAGGAAUGUGGGAAGGCUUUUAGAGUGCGCCAACAACUUACUUUUCAUCACAGAAUUCAUACUGGUGAAAAACCCUACCAAUGUAAGGAAUGUGGGAUGGCCUUUAGACAGACUGCACAUCUUACUCGACAUCAGAGACUUCAUUCUGGUGAAAAACUUUAUGAAUGUAAGGAAUGUGGAGAAGCUUUCAUAUGUGGCCCAGACCUUAGAGUACAUCAGAAAAUUCAUAUUGGUGAGAAGCCCUAUGAGUGUAAAGAAUGCGGGAAGGCCUUUAGAGUGCGAGGACAACUUACUCUCCACCAGAGGAUUCAUACUGGUGAGAAACCCUAUGUGUGUAAAGAAUGUGGGAAGGCCUUUAGACAGUAUGCACACCUUACUCGACAUCAGAAGCUUAAUAUGGCUGACAAACUAUAUGAAUGUAAAGAAUGCGGGAAGGCAUUUUUGUGUGGCUCUGGGCUUAGAGUACAUCACAAACUUCAUACUGGUGAGAAACCCUAUGAAUGUAAGGAAUGUGGGAAGGCCUUUAGGGUGCGACAACAACUGACACUCCAUCAGAGAACCCAUACUGGUGAGAAACCCUAUGAAUGUAACGAAUGUGGAAAGACCUUUAGUCGUGGUUAUCAUCUUAUUCUCCAUUACAGAAUUCAUACUGGUGAAAAACCUUAUGAAUGUAAGGAAUGCUGGAAGGCCUUUAGUCGUUACUCACAACUUAUUUCACAUCAGAGUAUUCACAUUGGUGUUAAACCCUAUGAUUGUAAGGAAUGUGGGAAGGCCUUUAGAUUACUCUCGCAACUUACACAGCAUCAGAGUAUUCAUGUUGGUGAGAAACCCUAUAAAUGUAAGGAAUGUGGGAAGGCCUUUAGGUUGCGCCAAAAACUUACUCUACAUCAGAGUAUUCAUACUGGUGAAAAACCCUUUGAGUGUAAGGAAUGUAGGAAGGCCUUUAGACUUAAUUCAUCCCUUAUUCAACAUCUAAGAAUUCAUUCUGGUGAGAAACCCUAUGAAUGUAAGGAAUGUAAGAAGGCCUUUAGACAACAUUCACACCUUACCCAUCAUCUAAAAAUUCAUAAUGUAAAAAUAUAGGAAAGUCUUUUCAGUCCUGUGUUAUAGAACAUUCUAUGAAUAUAGUAAUUAAUCUCUUCUGCUUCAUGCAUACAACUGACUUAGCAUGAGGUUUUUAUGCCUUUAAAAGAAUGUGUUAAUUUAAUGUAUUCCACUGUCACUCAAACCAGAGACUUCAGCUGAUUUGUUUUAAAAACUAAUCCUAAUAACAUAACAAACAUAUGAAAGGCAUUUCUCACCCUAUUCCAUCGUUUUCCUACUUGUGUUAUGUUGAACAAGACACAACUGCUCUGUACUACAAUUUCUUCAUUUGUUAAAUGGUGAUAUAAAACUGUGGCAAAGAUAGCUGCAAAUUCUUUGUCACGCUUUUUAUCAGGAGGGGAAAUCCAUGUCCCUUCCCUUGAAUAUGGGCAGAUAGUGACUGAUUUGUCCAGCAGAACAUAGUAGAAGUACUGCUGUGCCAGUUUCUGGACCCAGGUUUUAGUGGUAGGGUUACUUCAUCCUUUGAAAUACUCUCUUAAGACCUGAACUGUCAUGCUAAACAGUCUGGCUAAUUUGCUAAAGAGACCACAUGGAGAGGCCCAGAGACUACAUAGUGACAGAGAGGCACCUCCUGAACCUAAGUCUUCCAGACAUGCCCACCAAGACGCUAGACAUUUGAAAUGAAAUAGUUUUGGAUCCUGCAGACCAGCCACCAGCUGAAUGCCACUUAGUGACCUUGGCUGACACCAUAUAGAAUAGAAAAAUCGACCAGCUGAGCCCUUGCUCAAAUUCCUGACCCACAAAACCAUGUUAUAAUAAAAUGGUUGUUUUAAGCUACCAAAUUUUCUAUUAUCAUCAUCCAUAAUAUUAUUCUUUUGAGAAUUCGUAUGAAAGGCUAUGGGAAUAAUGAAUGUAGAAAUGCCUUCCACCAACAUUUAUCCCUUAUUGAACUUCAAAUAUCUUAUUCUGUUAAAAUAUUGGAAAUGAGAAAAAUUUUUUAAAUUUGUUCAUGAAAUAUAUUCUACAUUCUACAUUCUCUGGCUGCAGCCAAUAUUUAAGUAAAAAUUAACAAAGGAAACAUAAAAGAAAUUAUUUGUAAAUUUAAAGUCACCCAUGUUAUAAUUGCUGCAUUAAAUUUUUAAAAAUUACUUCAUUGUAGCUUUUUUUCAUGCUAAAUUGUCCUAUCUGGGGCCAGUGGUAAUCCCCUCAAAUUGGGUCCUGUGUGCUUUUG